Molecule: messenger RNA, 1775 nt
Organism: Dermochelys coriacea (leatherback sea turtle)
Lineage: Eukaryota; Metazoa; Chordata; Testudines; Dermochelyidae
Gene: ANXA7
Product: annexin A7
Exons: 14
Coding region: 167-1567 (466 amino acids)
Cellular component (GO): cytoplasm
Molecular function (GO): calcium ion binding; calcium-dependent phospholipid binding
Source: RefSeq, a predicted model, not a curated record
ACUCCCGCAGAGAGCGGCCCGCCUCCGCCUCCGCCUCCCGCGGCGCGGCCAGGAGCUGGCGCUGCCCUCGGGGCGGGUCCCGGGGAAGGGGCGGCGGCGGCGGCGGCGGCCCAGCGCUACAGGCUCCAUUUUGCGGGCGCGGAAGGCGGCGAGUUGACGGCUCGGAAUGUCAUACCCAGGCUAUCCCCCUUCAGGCUAUCCUGCUUUCCCUGGAUAUCCCCCUACAGGACAAGAGUCUGUUUAUCCACCUGCUGGUCAAUAUCCCUAUCCUGCUGUUCCUGGAGGCUUCCCUCCUGUGGGAGGUGGUGCAUAUUCUGCAGCGCCACCGAGUGGUGGGUUCCCAGGAGCUGCAGGAUACCCUGUGUCUGGAGGCUACCCUGGAGCUCCCCAACCUGGGGGGGGCUACCCUGGAGCUCCCCAACCUGGGGGGAUGCCAUCUUAUCCCGGAGCUCCUACAGGUCCUGGGUUUGGUGUCCCCCCUAAUGGAUCUGGCUUUGGUGGUUAUCCUCAACCUCCAUCUCAAAGCUAUGUGGGAGGUGGACCAGCACAAAUACCAGUGGGAUACCCUGGUGGACAAGUACCUUCCCCAAUGCCUAGUCAGCCUGCAGCAAUGACUCAAAGUACUCAGGGCACAAUUCGAGCUGCACCCAACUUUGAUGCCGGGAGGGAUGCAGAAAUACUGCGCAAGGCUAUGAAGGGAUUUGGAACGGAUGAGCAGGCUAUCAUUAAUGUUGUGUCCAAUUGCUCCAACGAUCAAAGGCAAAAAAUCAAGGCAGCUUUCAAGACUAUGUAUGGCAAGGAUUUAAUUAAAGAUCUGAAGUCUGAACUAAGUGGAAACAUGGAAGAACUGAUACUAGCCUUGUUCAUGCCACCUACCUAUUAUGAUGCCUGGAGUUUACGUCAUGCAAUGAAGGGAGCCGGCACUCAGGAGAGAGUGUUGAUUGAGAUUCUUUGUACAAGGACGAACCAGGAAAUUCGAGACAUAGUCAGGACUUACAAAACAGAAUUUGGAAGAGACAUUGAACAGGAUAUCAGAGCAGAUACCUCAGGACACUUUGAACGAUUACUUGUAUCUAUGUGCCAGGGCAAUCGGGAUGAGAAUCAAUCAGUGAACUAUCAAAAAGCUCAGGAAGAUGCUCAGCGCCUCUACCAAGCUGGUGAAGGGAAACUUGGAACUGAUGAGUCUUGCUUUAACAUGAUUCUGGCAACUAGAAGUUUCCCCCAGCUAAAAGCUACAGUUGAAACAUAUUCGAAGAUUGCCAAUCGUGAUCUGUUAAGCAGCAUUGGCCGGGAGUUUUCUGGAAAUGUAGAAGAUGGCUUGAAGACUAUCGUGCAAUGUGCUCUAAAUCGCCCGGCCUUUUUUGCUGAGAGACUCCACCAUUCCAUGAAAGGAGCUGGCACAGAUGAUUCUACACUUGUCAGAAUUGUAGUCACUCGCAGUGAGAUUGAUCUUGUACAGAUCAAACAGCUGUUCAUGCAGAUGUACCAGAAGACUUUGGCUACAAUGAUAUCAAGUGACACAAGUGGUGACUACAGGAAGUUGCUGGUGGCAAUUGUUGGUCAAUAGAAAAGAUUUACAUUUUAACAAAGAACGAUUUUCAAUAUUGCAUAACCCAAUAUGCCUUCCUAAUUAUGAAUGAUUUAAGAGUUUGUAUUUUGCCUUGAUUUAGAGCACAUUUAUACUUUACUAUAUAAAAAUAAGAUGUAUCUACUGUCAUUUAGACCCACAGAAAAUACCACUGAGAUGCCACAUUAAAUUACUUCCUUCAAACAGC